UUAAAAUCAAUGUAACUAAAUUCUCCUCCCCCACCGGAGCUGCGAAUUCACGGCGGCGAAGUGAUUGAUUGGCGGAGGAUAUGGAAUCGAGGCAGUCGGAUUGGAAUUCGGAAGUGUAGCAGAAUUCGAUAACCGCUCGAUUCGAUUGAUUUGGAGUUGAGGUUUUGAAGGAAGGAGGUGAUUGUGAUUUGUGCGGCCGGUGAUCAAUGCUAGUAGGAUGAUUAGGGAAAAGAAAGCUGCGAUUAGGAUUUUGUUGCGUCUGCGAAUUGAUGCGACCUUGUCUUCUCUUAGAGGCUCUGAAGCAUCAUCCAUGGCUGGCUGCUGAUAAGAGGUAUGGAGAUAUUAGGCAUUUCAGCCAUCCUCAUCCAUUGACUGAUGAGAUGGAAAUGGAUGAUAGUGAUAACUAUCAUUCUUGCAAAAUUUAUGGGUUGCCAAUUCUAUCCGCUCCCUCCUACACUUGCACCAUUGUUGCUUUCGAUUUUUUUCUGCACGAAUCAUGUGCCCAAAAAAUCAGCCAUCCCAAUCAUAGUACACCAUUGCAAGUUUCCACUAAGCACAUGCUUUGUCUCUGAGAAGGAAGUCCCAAUUUCACCUACAAAUGUGAGAAUUGCGAUUUCGAAAUGCAUCCUCUGGCUGCAAUGGUUGGUGUUGAGAUCAGAAGCAGACACAAGAGCCAUCCACCUCACCCACUCGUGGCUCUUUGUAGAGAGACUUUCUCUCUGUGCGAUGCCUGUGGUGAGAAACAUGAAGGUUUCUUCUUCUCGUGCCAACUCUGUAAUUUCUGGAUUCAUCAAGACUGCACCAUACUGCCUACUGCUCUCACGCUCUCCUCUCGUCCUCUGC
Salvia hispanica is the source of this 843-nucleotide messenger RNA. The record is from RefSeq and is a predicted model, not a curated record. Lineage: Eukaryota; Viridiplantae; Streptophyta; Magnoliopsida; Lamiales; Lamiaceae.